This is a messenger RNA of Staurois parvus, 342 nucleotides long. The record is from the annotation of a GenBank genome assembly. NCBI's taxonomy places the organism in Eukaryota, Metazoa, Chordata, Amphibia, Anura, Ranidae.
GAUAUAGUGAAUGCAGGGUCCGGGUAGACCAGAUAUAGUGAAUGCAGGGUCCAGGGGAGACCAGAUAUAGUGAAUGCAGGGUCCGGGAGAGACCAGGGUAUAGUGAAUGCAGGGUCCAGGGGAGACAAGAUAUAGUGAAUGCAGGGUCCAGGGAGACCAGAUAUAGUGCAUGUCGGGUCCUGGGAGACCGGAUAUAGUGAAUGCAGGAUCCGGGGAGACCAGAUAUAGUGAAUGCAGGGUCCGGGGAGACCGGAUAUAGUGAAUGCAGGGUCCAGGGAGACCAGAUAUAGUGAAUGCAGGGUCCAGGAAGACCGGAUAUAGUGAAUGCAGGGUCCGGGGAGA